This is a messenger RNA of Glossina fuscipes, 733 nucleotides long. RefSeq names its product immediate early response 3-interacting protein 1. Gene Ontology annotation, biological process: endoplasmic reticulum to Golgi vesicle-mediated transport. Lineage: Eukaryota; Metazoa; Arthropoda; Insecta; Diptera; Glossinidae. The transcript is spliced from 4 exons. Bases 387 to 629 code for a protein of 80 amino acids. Gene Ontology annotation, cellular component: Golgi membrane; COPII-coated ER to Golgi transport vesicle; endoplasmic reticulum membrane. The record is from RefSeq and is a predicted model, not a curated record.
CUAAUAAAAAUAAUUUUUAUGGAAUUUUUCUUAAUUGUCAACAAAAGUCGUACAUAUCAAAUUAAAAGUAAUUGAACUAUUUUAAGCCCCAUUAGUUUCUAUGUCAGUUUGCUUUCAUUAUUUCAAAAUCAAAAGAAGUACAUUUGAGAUACUCAAUUCGAGCUGCUAUACUAUGCUACUGCAAUAGCAUCCUAAUAAAUGGCAAUGCUACAUGUAGCAGUAUGUCAUUAUAAUUUUGCUACUAGUACGUUUUAGGCACUGUUUGUAAAGUCUGGCAACUUUCUCAGGCAAUCUUUUAACAGGAGACAGACGUGUCGUCAUUAUUUAUAAAUUGCAGAAGAAAAUUUAUUCUUUUUUUAAAACUGUUUAGUAAAUGAAAUUUGAACAUGCUAACUUUAUGGUCAUUGAUAGAAGCUUCCUUAUUAUGCUUGAACGCUGUCUGUGUGCUGCAUGAGGAGAGAUUCUUGGCUAAAGUUGGAUGGGGUUAUCAACAAAUGCAACAAGAUUUUGGACAACCCACAGCUAAAGCGCAAGCACUAAAUUUGAUCAGAUCUAUACGAACUGUAGCUAAAAUUCCUUUGAUAUUUCUUAAUAUGGUGGCGAUAGUAUUUAAAUUAAUAUUAGGCUAGCACGUAUACCUUGAUUUUACACGAUUUUCCAAAGCUAUCGAAUACGCAUCAAGUUUAUAAGCAGCCGCUUCCAAUUUGUCAACCGUAUCGGAAAUUUCGUCAAU